GAAAAUAAUCACCGAACCAGUAAACAAUCAAAAGAUAAUUUAUCAAACACCACCAACUAAUCACCCAAACCAGUAAACAACUCAGGACUAACGAAUCCGAGUGUCUUAGAACAAUCCAACUCCGAAAGCAACGAAACAAGUCGAAUUGAACACAAAGACAACCACAAUGCAAAACCAAUCCAGAGCCAUAUGCAAAAUCAACUAAGCAGCACCAAUGGAGCCCAGAUCUGACUCAAAAGGCACCCACAGUGGAACCCAACAGAAAACAAGCAACAAUCAGGAACACUACACAACCCUCACACAAAAAACCAAUUAGGGCUCACGGUGAAGCCCAGAAGAAACAAGCAGCUACUGGCGAAGCACAAAAUCCACCAGAAAACAGUCCCACACCAAACAGCAAUAAAGGUGUCAACAAUCAAGGGCAACCAGCAAGAGACACGGGGAGAACAGUGGUAUGCUUCAACAAAAAAAAAAAAAAAAAACCGAAGGCAGUCUGUCAAAAAACAAGGCCUCAAAAACUACGGAACCUCGACACACCCCAAGGCUUCAACAAUCAACCAGAAGGCCAACAGCACACCAGAAACAAGGUCCUGAGAAAGACACAGGUUCAUAUUCAAUCAACACAGCAGGCGAAAGGGCUACAGGCUUUUGCUCUAAUCUUGUGCUAUCACAUCCUUUGCCCAGUGAUGGCCAUGAUCCCAUCCUUUUUCCGUGGAAGAAAGAAGACAGAACUUUUAUAAAGCAAGGAUCUCCUCCUUUCCAACCUUAUCCAAAUAUGUGUGGGGCACUGUUCUUAAAACAGAGAAAUGGCGAUAAAGAGAAAACUACUCAACUUCGAGAAGAAAGUGCAGAAUUGGGCUAUGUAUUUGCCGUAAGUGUACACAGAGUUCAACUUCUUCUUCAAGUCCUUAGUGUAAAGAGGUUUCAUCAUUCACAGCAGCAGCAGCAGCAAAACUCAGCAACUGCACAAGAGGAAUUAACUCAAUCUGAAAUAGGAGAAAUUUGCGACUAUUUUAGCCGUCGUGUUGCAUCAGAGCCUUACGAUGCUUCUCGUGUGGCAUCAUUCAUUACUCUCCUGACUUUACCCAUCUCAGUUUUAAGAGAAUUCUUGAAACUUAUAGCAUGGAAGAAAGGAUUAGCUCAGGCACAAGGUGGAGAUAUAGCUCCGCCACAGAAAUCACGUAUUGAAUUAUGCCUUGAAAACCAUGCAGGAUUGAAUAUGGAUGGGAACUUUGACAAUUCGUCUGCAUCCAAAAGCAAUAUUCACUAUGAUCGCCCCCAUAAUUCUGUUGAUUUUGGGCUGACUGUUUUUCUUGAUCAUUCUCACAUACCUGACAUAAAUGCAGCUGGUGGUGCAGCUUGGUUGUCUUACUGUGUUUCUGUGAGGUUGAGAUAUUCAUUUGGUGAAAAUCCCAAUGUGUUGUUUCUGGGGAUGGAAGGAAGCCAUGGUGGCCGGGCUUGCUGGCUGCGAGUUGAUGACUGGGAGAAAUGUAAACAAAGGGUGGCUCGAAUGGUGGAAGUGAAUUGUUCUUCUACUGGUGAUGCUAGUCAAGGUAGGCUGAGAAUGGUUGCGGAUAGUGUGCAAAGAGUACUACAGGUGUGCCUACAAGGAUUGAGGGAAGGCAAUGGAAGCACUGGAACAACGUGAUGGGUUGGUUAACUUUUGAAUUGUUGGUAACACAGUUAUUAGGUCUUUGAUCGGUGGUACCUGCUAGUGUGUUAGUUUUCAAAAGUAAUGUUCUUCUGCAAUUCUGUUGCAGGGGAAACUCGAAAGUUGAUGGUAAUGAAGAAAAGCAGAAAAUUACAUGAGCUGAUUCUGGAACAUCCAGAAAGAGUGCUUUGUGUAUUCGGGGCCUUGUAGAGCUUGAGGUGUUUGGCUUUACCCAGAUGCAGUCAGGCGGUAGUUUCCCUUUGUACAGGUAACCCUACAGAUUGUCUUAACAUGUACAAAACUUGUUUGCUGAUAGUGUUGUACUCCCUCCACCGGAACCACCAUCACCACCACCACCAAAAGUAAAGAAACUGAAGAAACCAUUCACAAGAAUCCCAAGAUAAGGCCGCAGACUUGGCAAGAUGCCAAUGGUGGUGUUUGGUAAAUGGCCUCUUCAAUUACUACUUGUAGUCUUGGACUCUUGGUUUGAUGGUGUGCUUGUGUAAAUUAUCUGUAUCGUAUAAAGAAAAAUUUUGUUGGGGUCUGUAAUUGGCUAGUUAGUGGAAUUUUCCGAAUUUCUGGCUUUACCGAGCCAUCGAUGAUUUUGUGGCCAUGGGGGAGGACCUGUUGUAGAAGCUCUGAUACAUGUGUUGAUUGAACAAUUUCUGCUGCUGUGAUGUUUCUUUGUGAAAUCCAAUUUAGUUGAAGAAAGGAAAGAAGCAGCUGCUCAUCCAUAUAGUUGUUGCUGUUCUAUGAAUUCAUAUUUGAACUUCAACCUGGUUUGGUCAUUCAUAAGAUUGUUCAUGCUUCUUUUCAGGAUAUCAUAUUU
Messenger RNA from Ilex paraguariensis (yerba mate), 2480 nucleotides. The record is from the annotation of a GenBank genome assembly. NCBI's taxonomy places the organism in Eukaryota, Viridiplantae, Streptophyta, Magnoliopsida, Aquifoliales, Aquifoliaceae.